AUGAAACCUGCAGCUGUGCUCGACAUUUUCAAGAAGAAAACGACAAGAAAGGAGAGAAAAAGGGGCAAUACGAAGACGGAGCAUUCUCGGAAAAAGAAUAAGGAUAAGGGGGGAAAGACGAUCGAUGAGGAUCUUACGAUGACUGUAAUGGCUCCACCGCCAGCAGCCGCUCCUGCUCCGUCGGCUCCACAGGCUCCACCAACUCAACAAGCUGCUGUUCAAUCGCAUCCGGUUGUUGGACAAUGGGUUCAGAGAGCUUUGGAUUUCGGAGUUGAAAAACUUCGGGAUGAAUUUCGUCAAAUGGCGAAAUAUACGAGACCCGAUAUGACUCAAAAUGCAUUCAAUGCCAAUUGCUCUGCUAAUAUCAAUGAAACCAAGAAUCGGUAA
This is a messenger RNA of Caenorhabditis remanei, 387 nucleotides long. RefSeq lists its product as uncharacterized. Lineage: Eukaryota; Metazoa; Nematoda; Chromadorea; Rhabditida; Rhabditidae. The coding region runs from base 1 to 387 and encodes 128 amino acids. The record is from RefSeq and is a predicted model, not a curated record. The transcript has a single exon.